Molecule: messenger RNA, 4184 nt
Organism: Manacus vitellinus (golden-collared manakin)
Lineage: Eukaryota; Metazoa; Chordata; Aves; Passeriformes; Pipridae
Gene: ADAT1
Product: adenosine deaminase tRNA specific 1
Exons: 9
Coding region: 56-1564 (502 amino acids)
Biological process (GO): RNA processing
Molecular function (GO): RNA binding; adenosine deaminase activity
Source: RefSeq, a predicted model, not a curated record
UUCGCGGGCUGAGGGAAACCGGCCCCGUCCGGAGCCUGCACCUGCACCGGGAGCCAUGUGGUCAGCUGAUGAAAUCGCUGGGCUGUGCUACCUGCAUUAUAGGACGAGACUCCCCAGGCAGGGGAAGCCAGAUCCAAACAGGGAAUGGACUUCACUGGCAGCUGUUGUCAAAGUGGAGUCUGCAGCCCAAACUGAGGUUUUUGCUAGUCCAGGGAACCUCCAGGUAUCUAAGGAAGUUGUUGCUAUGGGAACUGGAACAAAAUGUAUUGGCCAAAACAAAAUGAGAAAAAAUGGAGACAUUUUGAAUGACAGUCAUGCUGAAGUUGUGGCCAAGAGGAGCUUCCAGAGGUACCUUCUCCAUCAGAUGUGGCUGGCAGCUUCCCAUCAGCAGUGUAGUAUCUUUAGUCCGGGAACUGAAACUGGAAAAUGGAAGCUUAAACCAAAUAUCAUAUUUGUUUUCUUCUCCAGUCAUACCCCAUGUGGAGAUGCUUCUAUUAUUCCAAUCAGCGAACCAGAGAACCAGCUUUCUAAGCCAGUGACUGCAGGUGAUGCAGCUGGACAAUCAGCAGAGUGUAGAAGUAACCGUGAUCAUUUGUGUCCAGAAGAUAAAAGGAAAGCAGAGAAUAUGGCAAGUAAUCAUGCAAUCAAGAGAAUGAAGACUGAAGAUGAUGGUUGUUUUUCCACAAUCAGCAAAGACCUGCCUGCUCAGCAAGAAUCUGUAAAACGAGAAGAUGACACAAAUCAAAAGUGCUGUGACUGUUCUGCAGAGAUGCAAACAGCUCAUAAGGAGACUGGCUUAGUGAGACCAAAGGUAGUAGAUGUUCAUAGAACUGGAGCCAAAUGUGUGCCUGGAGAGCUGGAUGAUGCCCGAACACCUGGGCUGGGGUACCACUGUGUGGGAUUAUUACGAGUGAAGCCAGGUCGUGGAGACAGAACAUGCUCUAUGUCCUGCAGUGAUAAACUGGCUCGCUGGAAUGUGUUAGGGUGUCAAGGAGCUCUUCUCAUGCAUUUCCUGCAGUAUCCAGUGUAUCUGUCGGCAAUUAUAGUGGGGAAGUGUCCAUAUAGCCAAGAAGCCAUGCGGAGAGCAAUUAUUGACAGGUGUAAGCACAUCUCAUCCUUACCAGAUGGUUUUCUGGCUCAGGAGGUUAAGCUGCUGCAGUCGGACCUUCGAUUCGAACACAGUCGUGAGGCAGUUCAGGAAGUUCAAUCUAACAGCAAAACAAAACUUGUUCCUUGUAGUGCAGCCAUCAGUUGGAGUGCAGUCCCUGAGGAACCUCUGGAUGUCACCUCAAAUGGCUUCCGCCAGGGAACAACAAAGAAGGGAAUUGGGAGCCAUCAGAGCAGAUCCAAGAUCUGUAAAGUGGAGCUCUUCCAUAAGUUCCAAAAGCUGGUGACAAGUAUUUCACAAGAGGAUCUACCAGACACUCUCCGGAUGAAGACUCUAAAAACCUACUGGGACUACAAGGAAGCUGCAUUAAAUUAUCAAGAAGCCUGGAAAGUGCUGCGUAGCCAAGCCCUGCUGGGUUGGGUCAAGAAUGCCAAAGAAUACUUGCACUUCAUAUGAGAAUCCAUGUGGCUAUGUAAAUCCAGCAAUAAGCUCUGGUCCACAGCAGAUACCUCUGCAGUUCAAGGUCCAGGAAAAGAUGUCCUCAGUUGAUGUGCUGUAAAGAAACAGGAGUGAAAAGGAAAGAAAUUUAUAGAGGUCUUUAUUUUCGUUGUGUUGAAGUGCCCUUUUUAUUUAAAUGCAGAAAACGAUCAUUGCUGACUUGAAGUACUGAGCUGCAUGAAACAAUAUGCCUCCAACAGAAAGGAAGCAGGGAUGUGCUGCCCUCUGUUAUAUGAGGAUAUGAUCAAUCUGCCAUAAUUGUUGCAGUGAAAGUAACGUCACCUGAAGUUGAAGCAGUGCUGUGGAAGAAAGGCCGUCACUGUAAAAUUUUAGCGCUGCUUUUUUCUUCCACUCCUCAUAAUGUUAUGGUUGUUUUUCUGUUGCUGGGACAACACUAAUGUAUAGUAAGUAAUAUUUUUAUAACUCUUGGCUCUCCUUGUCUGGUGCCUGGAAGAAUUUUCCAUGUCCCCCAGCCCCAUUGCUUCUAACUGGAAAUACUAGUUCAGUUAAAGCGUCAUUUUCUCUGGGAAUCAAUCAUAUAUAGUGCUAUUUACUAAAUAUAGCCACAGCUACAGCCACAGCAGAAGUAAAAGAGUGCUGGGGAGGAGUCUGUGUCAAAUAAUACCUCUUAUGAUAUCCCAUGCAUCUCUCUUAAUUUCAGGACUUUGACAGAUAACCCUCCAACUGCUUUGCUUCCAUAGGAAAGAAAGAAAUGUCCUGAAUUACAUGAUUAAAACCUGUCAAUCCUGUGGAACUACAGGCAAACAUUUACCUACUUUUCAGUGUUUCAAGCACUGUGCAUCCCCCUUGUCCCCCUGUGGGACACGGUUAAUUAAAAGCAGAAAUGCCUUAACCAUUUAUGUCACUGUUCCCUGGCAAGUGUUCAUUAAUAGCCUGGCAAAGGUGGAGAUGCUUUGGGGGACUGAAAGUAGUCUCUGGCAUGUGUCUUGCAGUCUCUUGUCAUCAUGCUUUAUUACCAACUAACAUCUGCACGGCAAAACUGUCAACACUGUGAGCAGUUGUGGGGGAAGCAGUGGAUGGAUAACCCUCCCUAAACUUUCUGUCCCAGUUAUUGCCUUCUAUGAGCAAGUUCAGGACUGUGUAACUGCUACUGAGCACACUCCCCCUUUGUAUUUUUUCUCUUGUAAACCACAAAUCAUAAAAUAUUUGGACAAGAAGUGGAUAAUUUAGAACACAGGAAUUCUUCAGUGAUUUGAAUUUUCUGCUCUUCGGUAUAUUACAGUUUUGGAUUUGAAAAAUGGGCACAGCAGUUCUCCAAACAGCCUUUGCUGUCAACCUACUGAGCUAGAUAUGGGACCAAACAGUAUACAUCACAUUACACUCUGAGAACUGAUUACAGCAAAUCCUUUUAUUUCAUGAUUACGCUGACUUGUCAGAUAAGUAUAGUUCUCUCUUACUUGUUGAAGAAAUAACAAAAAACUUGAAUUCUGUGUGUAUAAGCCUAUCCUCUCAAAUACAGCACUAACAUGCAGAAAGACCAGUUGUACUGGUGAGGGGGGAGUCAUUGUAUGUUUGUAGAGGGCAAGGGAUUAUGGAGAUUGGGUGACUUGCAUGAUUCAUCAGAGGAUAAAAAAGGGCCAGAUGCCAUUGCACAUGGGCCACAGGGUGAACUGCUGAAGACAAAUGGUAGCAGUUACUGUAGUUGAGCAAAUAGUGUUGCAAAGGCAGUCCUGUGGUGUACCUAAAGAACUGCCAGUAAAUUUCCAGGUUCCUGAAAUUUACGUAUGUCAUUUCCUGAAAUCUUGCACAAACUAUUAACUUACCAUACCUAGUCUCCCUUUGUUAAUCAACAAUGUCUUAGUGAGCCUGCUGACCAGACUGGAAUGUUCCCAUUUCCUAUUCAGCUGCAAUAUUAAAAUGGGUUGUGUAAGACUCGUUCUGUAGUCUUGGCACCAGACUGGUUUUCAGAUGAGCAGUUAUAUGAUUUAAAUUCUUAUAACUCUUUUCUAAAAUUUGAGCCUGGCUGUUAGGAUUGUUGCUGGUAAGAUUUUUCUGUGCAUUUGUAAGAUACUUGUGAACUGUAGGCUGCCAUUUUUCUGUUACUUGUCAGAUUUAAAAGCAGUUUUCGAGGUGCUGAAUACUGAUAUUAACCUCACGUUUUGAGUGGAGUCGAGGACAUAUUUAAGCUAGAGCAUGUCAGUGAAUACACAAAGAGAGGAAAGGAGCUAAAACAAAACAGCAUUUAAAAGAGGAUCUUAUACUCAACUGGAUGGCAUUUCUGUGAUGGAAAAUAAGUAUUUAAAUGCUGCAUCUGUUUAAUUCCAAAACGUCAAGAAAUGCUGUAAGCAGUCCUGUGAAACUGGUCUAAAAAUCAGAAGGGAAAGAUGCAGAGAUAGGAGAGGACACAGUCUCUGCUUUUGUAAGAGGUAGCAAACUAAACUUUGAUCAUUGCCAGUAGAUCUUUGGAAGAAUUGCUCCUGAAAAGUACCAGUUUAUGUGUUCCAAGCUUGUAUCACUCCUUUGUGCUAGGAUAGCUGACACCCUGAGAAACAGAGAUAGGCAGGGCACAGGGAGGACAGCAGAAUGCAGACUGUGCCACAGGGGAGCAGAGUUGGGG